UUAACAUUUUUUCUUUAUUGCAUGGGAUUAUAUUUUGUUUGCUUGUUUUUAUGUCUUGUUAUUAUGUCACAAUCAUUUUGUCUUUAUUUUUUUUAGUUAUUCUUUGAUGUUAUUAAUAUCAAUUUAUAUAACUAAAUUUAAACAUACUAUAUUUUUUAUUUAAAAACUGUUUAUGUUAAAAAUAUAAUAAAUAUUUUUUAAAAAAAGUAUUAAAUGGAAGGAGGAGAACUACAUGAAAUCAUUAUUACUACAAAUUAAAUGGAAGGAGGAAAAGAACAAUUGUACACUUUAUGUGAAACACUAACCGCCAUGAAUCCCCUGUGUUCUUGUCACUUCCCAUGAUGGUGAUCAAUUACUGGUUAAUUCAUUAACACUUAAAAUAGGGCCCACCAAACACUAUAAAGGGUUUGGAAUCACAUCAGCAACUGAAUUAGCGCAAUAUAUUUUGUGAGUUUUAUAAAAUGUAUGUCUUUUUCUUAACGCAUUUGUCCAAUAAUUGAAGAAUAUUUUUUGUGUAAAAGGUCGGCUAACUAUGCAUUUUUAAAACAUUAGUUAAAACUUAAUGAAUAAUUUUUGUAUUAUAGGUUAUAUUUGAAUGGGUUAAAAAUUAUAAAAAAAUUAUGUAUUAUUGUAAUAUAUGUUUUAGUUCUUUAAGUAAAGUGUUAGGAAUAUUUAUUAAAAUUUCAACUGAUAAAAAAAUGGAAAGAAAAAGAAUAAUGUAUGGGCAUGUGGGAUUUCAGAUUCUCUGUCAGUUGAGAUACCAAGUUCACGUUAUGUGACUUUUGUCCUCUGCUUUUGUGGCGUUAACGUCAAGGAUGUGAAAAACCGUUCUUCUACAUUACAAAAGGACAAUAACACCACCACUUGUUCUUCCAACUUCUUGCUGUUUCAUCGUGUUUGCGUUUUCCUUGCAAAGUUUGAAGCUUUUUCCCAUCACCCAGAUAAGUUUCUCUCUCUUGCCAAAUUCUGGGUUCUUGUCUUUUGUUUUCCUUACAAAACCAGAGCUGAAUUUCCUUCUCCUUCCAAUCCCUUUUUUGCUGUCCAUCUCCCUCUGUGAAAUAGGAUUUGUAUUAGCAUAAACACAUCCUAAUCGUGAGAGAAGGACACAUUUGUGUUUUAUGUGUUCAAAUUCUCCGACUUGACCCAUUAUGGAAAGAGAACAACCUAGUCAAUCUUCAGUCACACCACUUUGAGAUUUUGAACUUGUUUCAGUUAAGGAUUUUGUCCUUUAACUUCCAUUUGGGUUUUGUAUGAGCCGUGUUCUAUGUAUAAAGUUGGCCAGCUUGGUUAUGAUAAAUACUUGUUUGUUGUAUAUCUUAUCCACCAUUUCAUUGGCUUUUGGACACUGUCAAGUUAAUUAUAUCUGAAGUUAUUUCCUUUUAAAUUGUCUUUCUUUUUCUUUGUUUUGGAAGGCCUUGUGAUUGGUUAUCUUGUGCGUGCACCUGAGUUGUUAUAAAAAAAGGUAUCUCUCUUACUUCUUGGCUUGACUGGUUUAAGCUGAGUAUUGUGGUAUAAGAGAAGUGGUUGUUUGGAUUAGUUUCUGUACUGUUGGGGGUGAAAAUGGGGAAGAAAAAGAAGCAACUAGGAGACACAAGGGAAGAUAGUAAAGACGGAGUUAGCUACCCUAGAGCAUAUGACAAUGAUACUAUGGUUUUUAUUUCCAUGUCUCGAGAAUUGAAGAAUGAAGGGAACAAGUUGUUCCAGAAGCGGGAUCUUGAAGGAGCUAUACUAAAAUAUGAGAAAGCCCUCAAUUUACUUCCCAGAAAUCAUAUUGAUGUGUCCUAUCUUCGAAGUAACAUGGCUGCAUGUUACAUGCAGAUGGGACUGAGUGAGUACCCUAGGGCAAUUCAUGAAUGCGAUUUGGCUCUUGAUGUAACACCCAAAUAUAGUAAAGCUCUGUUGAAGAGGGCACGGUGCUAUGAGGCUUUAAAUAGGCUUGAUUUAGCUCUGAGAGAUGUCAAUACUGUUGUGAAGAUGGAGCCAAAUAAUGUCAUGGCAUUGGAAAUCUCAAACAAGGUCAAAAAAGCACUUGAGGAGAAAGGAUUACAAGUAAAUGAUACAAUAAUUGAGUUGCCUCCAGAUUAUGUUGAACCUCCUUCUACUUUGCCUCUAGUAAAGUUCACACGCAAGAAGAAGGGCAGUAAAGAGGAAGAGAAGGCUCCUGAUAACAAAAUUCUUGAAAAGCAAGCUGAGGAUAGUGUUGUAGUCAUAGAGAAGAGUUCCAAAAAGAAGAAGGCCAAGGAAAAAAAUGAUGAGAAGAAGGCUGAUAUUAAGGAAGUUAUAGAGGAAAGAUGUACUGGUAGAAGGGAAGAUGUACCUAAAAAAACAGCAAAACUUAUUUUUGGUGAUGAUAUAAGAUGCGCUGAAAUGCCUAAUAAUUGUAGCCUCUUCCAGUUGAGAGAAGUUAUUCAUGAUCGGUUCGCAGGCCUAGGAGCUGUUCUUGUCAAAUACAGGGACCAAGAAGGUGAUUUGGUCACAAUCACUUCUGAUGAUGAAUUAAGAUGGGCUCAAAAAGAAUCACAUGGUUCUAUUCGCCUCUACAUAGUUGAAGCCACUCCCCAGCAGGAUCCAUUUUUCGAGAAACUUAAAGUAAAGGAAGGGGAAAUGGUUGGCAUUAAUGAUGCAAUUGAGAAUGGUUGCGUGAGAAAAGCAAAGGAUAUUAUUAGCUCUUGUUGUGUUGAGGAUUGGAUAAUUCAGUUUGCCAAACUGUUCAAGAACCAUGUUGGGUUUGAAUCUGACAGGUAUUUGGAUUUUCAUGAACUUGGAAUGAAGCUCUAUUCUGAGGCUUUGGAGGAGACGGUUACAAGUGAAGAAGCACAAGGCCUAUUUGACAUGGCAGAAGAUAAGUUCCAAGAGAUGACUGCUCUAGCAUUGUUCAACUGGGGAAAUGUGCAUAUGUCUAUGGCAAGGAAGAAAGUAUAUUUUACAGAAGAUUCUUCAAAGGAUUAUGUAUGUGAACAAAUCAAAAGUUCUUAUGAAUGGGCACAGAAAGAAUAUGCAAAAGCAGGAGAAAAAUAUGAAGCAGCCAUUAAAGUUAAGUCAGAUUUUUAUGAAGGCUUCCUGGCACUAGGGCAGCAGCAGUUUGAGCAAGCAAAACUUUCUUGGUGUCAUGCACUCAGUAGUAAUGUAGAUUUACUGACAUGGCCUUCCACUGAGGUUCUUCAGCUUUACAACAAUGCUGAGGAUAAUAUGGAGAAAGGAAUGCAGAUAUGGGAAGAAUCAGAAGAGCAGCACUUGUGUAAAGCUUCUAAUUCAAAUGAUGUUAGAUUACAUUUGCAGACCAUGGGAUUGGAUGGGCUUUUUAAAAAUAUAUCCUCAGAUGAAAUUGCAUCACAGGAGGCAAAUAUGAGGUCUCAAAUAAAUCUCCUAUGGGGUACCAUGCUAUAUGAACGCUCAAUUGUAGAAUUCAAAUUAGGGCUACCAAUAUGGCAUGAAUCUCUGGAAGUUGCAGUUGAGAAGUUUGAACUUGCUGGAGCUUCUCCAACAGAUAUAGCUGUAAUUUUGAAGAACCACUGUUCAAAUAAUACUGCAGUAGACGGCCUUGCAUUCAAAAUUGAUGAAAUAGUACAGGCAUGGAAUGAUAUGUACAAAGCUAAAAAGUGGCAAAGUGGAGUUCCAUCAUUUCGUUUGGAACCAUUAUUUAGAAGGAGAGUUUCAAAAAUUUAUCAUGCCUUUGAGCUUGCAUGAGUUUGCGUAUUUUCCUUCUAGUACUCAAACAGUGACAGAGCUAAAUAGUCACUUAGGCUGCUUCCGUGUCUGAAAUGCUAUUGUCAUCAGAAGGUCAUUGUUGCUACUUUAAGAAAUUGGGUUCUACAUUAUACUUAGAGAAAUUAUUCUUUUAAUUGCGUUUACUUUUCCAAGGACACAGGAUUCCUUCACACAUAGGGAAGAUGGCGUUGCGGGAAUUACCUUUUACUUAGUUUCUGCCUUUGCUCAUGUUGCCUUCCCUUUAAUUAUUAGCUUUAUAGUUGCUGGUAGGAUGCUGAAUUUGUAUCGAAAGCAGCGGGAGAUAUAUGUUGGUUUUUCCUUUUCUGUUAUUUAUCCAUUUGUAACUACUCUUUGA
Messenger RNA from Abrus precatorius (Indian licorice), 4063 nucleotides. Its product is annotated as protein PHOX1. The record is from RefSeq and is a predicted model, not a curated record. The transcript is spliced from 3 exons. The coding region runs from base 1561 to 3687 and encodes 708 amino acids. NCBI's taxonomy places the organism in Eukaryota, Viridiplantae, Streptophyta, Magnoliopsida, Fabales, Fabaceae. Gene Ontology annotation, molecular function: protein binding.